This is a messenger RNA of Carica papaya (papaya), 396 nucleotides long. Lineage: Eukaryota; Viridiplantae; Streptophyta; Magnoliopsida; Brassicales; Caricaceae. The record is from RefSeq and is a predicted model, not a curated record.
AUGAAAGCAUAUGCAAUUGUCCUUAUAGUCUGUGGGUCUGUGGCUGCAGCCAUUGUCAUCUUAUGUUGCCUCUGCAAGUGCAUAAGAGGCAGCCGUAAAGGGAAGCAAAAUCAACCAAAAACGAUUCGAACAGUGGUGUUGAAACAAAGUUAUGUUACUCGUGACCUUGAAAUUGGCGAGACUAAACAAGGCAGUAAUAAGCAGAGUGGUAGUAGAGAUGGUGGGAUUAUUAUAUUGUCUGAAGCUGGAGCUCAAACAGAAACACCAGCUCCUAAAGCUACUAAGGAUGGGGGUAACAGUGGUACAGGCGGUGGUAAUGAAGAACAUGGAAGAGGUGGUGGCGGUUGUGGUGGCUGCGGAGGUUGUGGAGGUUGCGGAGGAGGAUGUGCAGACUGA